This is a messenger RNA of Leptosia nina, 1779 nucleotides long. NCBI's taxonomy places the organism in Eukaryota, Metazoa, Arthropoda, Insecta, Lepidoptera, Pieridae. The record is from the annotation of a GenBank genome assembly.
AUGAUAAAUAUAGCAGGAGUGAUAUCUAUCGUACUGUUCUACGUGUUGAUCCUGGCAGUGGGAAUAUGGGCUGGACGCAAGAAGCCACCGGGGGACCAGUCCGAGGAGGAGGUGAUGCUCGCGGGGCGCUCUAUCGGCCUCUUCGUCGGAAUCUUUACGAUGACGGCGACGUGGGUGGGCGGAGGUUACAUCAAUGGAACCGCGGAGGCCAUAUAUACAUCAGGCCUGGUAUGGUGUCAGGCGCCGUUCGGCUAUGCGCUGUCACUCGUUUUUGGUGGCAUCUUCUUCGCGAAUCCGAUGCGCAAGCAAGGUUACGUGACGAUGCUGGAUCCGCUGCAAGACUCGUUCGGCGGGCGUAUGGGCGGAUUGCUCUUUCUGCCGGCACUCUGCGGAGAGGUGUUCUGGGCCGCUGGGAUUCUAGCAGCUCUCGGUGCGACGUUGGUGGUGAUAAUCGACAUGGACCACCGCACGUCGGUGAUCUUCAGCGCCUGUGUGGCCGUCUUCUACACGCUGUUCGGCGGCCUCUACUCCGUCGCCUACACCGACGUCAUCCAGCUGUUCUGCAUCUUCAUCGGGCUGUGGAUGUGCAUACCCUUCGCGUGGGCCAACCCGCACGUGAAGCCGCUCAGUUCCAUGGAAGUCGACUGGAUCGGCAGCGUGGAUCCGCAAUAUUACUGGUUCUAUGUUGACUACGGCCUACUCUUGAUUUUUGGAGGAAUUCCUUGGCAGGUCUACUUCCAACGCGUACUGAGCAGCAAGACGGCAGGACGCGCGCAGAUCUUGUCGUACGUCGCGGCCUUCGGCUGCAUCAUCAUGGCUAUACCGCCCGUCCUCAUCGGAGCUAUCGCCAAGGGGACGUCCUGGAACGAAACCGACUUCCACGGCGAGCUGACUCCGGAAGGUGAUCUGACUUCCGAGCAGACCUCGAUGAUCCUGCCACUAGUGUUGCAGCAUCUAACACCGAGCGUAGUAUCCUUCUUUGGCCUCGGGGCCAUAUCGGCAGCGGUCAUGUCGUCCGCAGACUCCAGUGUACUCAGCGCGUCAUCUAUGUUCGCUAGAAACGUGUACAAGCUGAUCUUCAGACAAAACGCAUCAGAGAUGGAAAUCAUUUGGGUCAUGCGCGUGUCCAUAAUCGUCGUGGGUGUGCUCUCCACCAUUAUGGCGCUCACUAUACCCUCAAUCUAUGGACUCUGGUCGAUGUGCUCAGAUCUAGUGUACGUGAUCCUGUUUCCGCAACUCUUGAUGGUGGUGCACUUCAAGCGGCACUGCAACACUUACGGGUCUCUCGCCGCUUACAUAGUGGCCUUGUUCGUGCGCUUGUCCGGCGGCGAGAAGCUGCUGGGCCUUCCGCCGCUCAUCCACUUUCCGGGGUGGGACGCCGAGAACGAGGUGCAGCUGUUCCCCUUCAGGACCUUGGCUAUGGUGCUCUCGCUCUUUACGCUCGCUUUCGUAUCCUGGCUGUCCGUGUUUCUAUUCAACUCGGGCUACCUGAGCCCCGAGUCGGACUACUUCAACUGCGUGGUGAACAUCCCGGAGGACAUUCGGCGCGUGGACGAGCCCUCCGAGGCGUGCGAACAGAUGUCGGUGCUCGGGGGGGUUCCCGGCCGCCUCUACGGCGCCGCCUCGACGCUGGUGGGCCCCGACGAGACGUCGGGCAGGAUCAACCCGGCCCUAGAGGCCGACGACGACCUCGACGACCCCAACGACGGGCCGACCCCUCUUUUUGGAAACGCACCCCCCCCUCCGGCCCGUUCGCUCGGAAAACAGACCGCCUUCUGA